UUAUUACAGCUUAAUAAAAUGCUUCCACAGAGUACAAAAGAAUCAACUAAAACAAUAUUAGUUAAAAAUAAUCUUUCUGAAUGGUUUCAAAAUAAUUCAAGAAAACACUAUUUUAUCAAAAUGUUUAUAAACGAAUGUCCUUCAGAAAUCUUAGAAAUUUUAUCUACUAUUCUUGAACCUGUUUUACAUAGAGAUUAUGAAACAGUUGCUAUUGAAGAAUUGAAAAACCAACUGCUAACUAAUAUUCAUUUAAAUUUUUAUGGAGUAUGUAACAAAAAAAGUACAUCAAAAAAUGAUAAUUCUAAUGGUGGUUUAAAGAAAAAAAUAGUUUUUUCAAAUGAGUAUUUAUACAAACAGGGUCUAGCCGCUCUAGCUUGUUGUGAGUAUAAUAAAACAAAAGAAUAUUUUUCAUGGAAUUCUAAAAUGGAAACAUUUUUAAAAGUAAUCAGUAAAAGCGAAGUAUUUGAUUUAAUUUACUUAACUAAUAAAAUUCAGCAUUAUCUAAAAAAAAGAAAAAGUAUGCUACCAGACAAGUUUUUAAUUCAGUGUUUUCAGCUUUUAGAUCAAACAGAUUUGCUAAGUGUUUCCCAAGUUUGCAAACAUUGGGAAAGUUUGAUGCUUCAUGCACAAAAUAAAAAAUGCCACAAAAAAAAACUUUACAAAUUCGGCAAUCAAAAAAUUAAUUGUGAAUAUCUUUUUCAAACAACAAAUAUUUUUGAUACAGAUAAAAAAAUAGAAUUACUAUUAAACAAUCAGCUAAACGUUGAUGUAGCUUGUAAUAUUCAUUCAGAUAAUACUGAAGAAAAGACUUCUGACAAUAAUAUAUAUAUUGAUAAUUUAGUUCAAAGUUUGAAACAAGUUGAACAUGAUGAAGAUAAAGAACCAGAAGGAAAAACAGAAAUCUCCACUGAAGUGAAUGAACUUUAUAAAGCACAGCUUAGUAAAAGUUCUGAAUGUAUUAUUUCCCUUCAAACAACGAAAAAGCCAAAAAGUCUAAAAAAUUAUUCCAAAAAUGCAUACGACAUAAGAACUAAUUGUAGUGAAGAUCUUAUUAAUCAUGUAAAAUCUGAUGAUGGUGUACAACUAGCUCAGUUGUUGAAUAGAACAAGUAUAAAACACCAAGACUCAUUAAAAACUAAACUUAUGCAUAAAUUAACUGAAGUAACAAUUAAUGGCUUAAAGUCUUUGAAGUAUGUCAGAGAAUUAGAAGGUCACACUGAUGCAGUUUUGUGUGUUCAGUUUGAUGCAAAACGUGUAAUCACUGGAUCUAAAGAUAUGUCUGUUAAGCUUUGGGACAUUCGAAGUGGAAAGAAUUUUUUUAACCUCACUGGGCAUCAGGGUGGUGUUCGGUGUCUGCAAUUUGAUGAUUUAUAUAUUAUAACAGGUUCAUGGGAUACAACAGUGAUGAUUUGGGAUGUAAGCAAUUUAUCUCAUAUUAAAACAUUAACUAUUCACAAGGGAUGCGUGUCAUGUCUAGAGAUUUAUGGAGACAUUUUAAUAACUGGAUCACAUGAUAAAUCUAUAUGCAUAGUUCAGAGACAUACAUGGUGUUUGUUGAAAACCUUAUCUGGACACACAGAAUCUAUAUCUGGUUUAAGUAUUCUAUCAAAGAAUUAUUUGCUAACAUCAUCACAUGAUAAGUCAGUUAUACUUUGGGACAUUGUUUUGUUUAAAUUUAUAAGAAGAUUUACACAUCCUAUUAGCUCACUUUUGUGUGUGAAGUUUUGUGGGAAUUUGGUUAUUGCAGGUGCAUUGAAUGGUACAAUUGCAUUUUGGGAUUUACUUUCUGGUUCAUUAGAAGGUGUUAUCAGCGCUCAUGAGGGGCCUGUACAUAGUAUUUGUCUUUGCGGAGAAAGGUUUUUCAGUGCUGGAGGAGAUAGUUAUGUAAAAGAAUGGGACCUUGUUACCUGUUUAUGUAUACGCAAGUUUUGUGGUCAUAAUGGAGCGGUUUAUUGCGUUAGGGCUUCUACCCAACGUGUUAUCACUUCCUCGGAAGAUAAAACUGUAAGAGUUUGGGACUUGGUUCAUAAAAUACCAAAUGUCGGUGAAGCGUCUGAAUAUAGAAAUAACACCAUCAUACAAUCGGAAGUAAUAAACGAAUGCGAGUUGUUAAAUUUGUCGUUUUCAGCACGUGUUGGAAUUUAAUCACUUUAAAAUUUAAAAAGUGUUAUCUGCAAUAUUUUUUCGAUAAACAAAAUAAUAUUUAGAUUUUUUUUAUAAAACAUAUUUUUAAUAA
Messenger RNA from Hydra vulgaris (swiftwater hydra), 2236 nucleotides. Its product is annotated as F-box/WD repeat-containing protein 7. Gene Ontology annotation, molecular function: U4 snRNA binding; protein binding; U6 snRNA binding. Gene Ontology annotation, cellular component: U4/U6 x U5 tri-snRNP complex. Gene Ontology annotation, biological process: mRNA splicing, via spliceosome. NCBI's taxonomy places the organism in Eukaryota, Metazoa, Cnidaria, Hydrozoa, Anthoathecata, Hydridae. The record is from RefSeq and is a predicted model, not a curated record.